AUCUGGUAUGCCAUUUGAACAUUUGGUCCGUUUUGUUAACGCAAUAAUAAAUGUAAGUUUUUCAACUGAACUUGGUCAGUUAUUUUUUUAAAUCAACCGGUGCAGUUGCAGCCUCUCAGCAGUAGGUGUCAGACUCUAUUGCCGGAAGUGAAACCUCUGUCUGCUUACAAACAGGCUGGAUGCAUUUUAAAGACCGUUAACGAGGCUAUAUCGCCACAAGAUAUCCAUAGCUAAGAAACCCUGCUAUCCGUAGGGAGUUUAUAUUACCAAAAAACGGCACCGAGUUAAAGUACAUUUGAAUGUACCAUGAAGCCGCAGCUGACUGGUACAACAACGCGCCUUAAAGCAGCUGGACCUGAGGCUGAUCUGGCUCUGCAAGAUGAGCUUAUUGCAGCGAUACAUGGAGCAUUUGAAGUGGCUGUGGAGAUCGCAGUUCGUGAGGUGACAAAGCUUGUAGGUCGCGCGACAGCCGACGUCUACGAAGAGAUGCGACAAGAGAACGAGUCCCUCAAACAAAGACUGCAGAGAGCCGAAGCUAUGCUGGACUCUUCGCGUAAGGAGGAAAGAUGUGCCAGCUUUCCUAAAACGAAGCAACUCCAGAAUGCCAACAAACCUACAGCUCAACAGCCUCCCCUACAAUACAAUCACAGCCCAAAUCCCAAAGUAGGCAGUUGCAUGGGGAUCAGAGGUGACUCUCCUCCUGCAGGUCCCAGUCAUGCACACCAGCCUUCUGACCCCCAGCAUGAGGAGCAGGGAUCAGUCCAGCAUCUCAGUGAUGUUGCUUCAGAGAAACAAGAUGAUGGGUAUGCUGUUGCUUGUGAUGCUCUGACCAAAGAAUCCAGCGAAGAGAUCUCCCGUGUAGCGGUGAGGGUAGAAGGCAUUAACCCACCAUGUCUAGACCUCGCAGCUCAACACCACAGCUCGCCACCACUUCCCAGCGAGGAUGACAAGUCCACUUUUGAGCAUGUUAUGAUAAAGCGGGAGAAGCCAGAAGAGGGAGGGGAUUCGGCAUGCUGUUUGGACUCGAUCAAAAUGGAGGAUUUUAGCAUGGAGGAUUUUAGCCCGGAGUGUAUGUCGGCGGUCCAGUCCAAAAUGCUGGAUGAGUGGAAACCAGAAGUGCUGGAUAUUCAGAGCCAGGACUCAAAUGCUCCUCUGUCCUGCAGCAAGCUGGCUCAGGAGUUCCCAAACAUCUUCCAGUUGGCAGAACCAGCUCCCGUCCCAGAAGCCUCUCCACAGGUCUAUGGAGUCCGUGUACGGACCAGCCGCAAUCUCGGCCACACCCACACCAACCUCUACGCCUGCAAGUCCUGUGGCCAGACAUUCCCCCUGCCCAGCUUGCUGCGGCGGCACUUUGGCCAGUGCCAGCAGAAGCUCCAGCAGUGUCUUCAGCAGCCCGUAGAUGCAAGCAAGAGGAGCCGAGUGCAGCUGUACCCACCAGGCUGCAGCCCCUUCCGCUGCACAGAGUGCAACCGAGAGUUCAACCGCAUGGAAAACCUCAAGACUCACCUUCGCAUCCACACGGGAGAAAGGCCGUACACCUGCUCAGUGUGCUCAAAGUGUUUCCGUCACUCUGGGGCGCUAACCAGGCACUUCCGCAUCCACACCGGAGAGAAGCCAUACAUCUGCGGACAGUGUGGGAAGUCAUUCAGGAACUGUGGCGGGCUAAAAUUCCACCAGCGUUCACAUAGCAAACAGUAAUUACACUUUUUUAUGUAGGAUAAAACCAGCUGAUAUUAUGUAAUAUGUUUGAAUGAAUGUAUAUGUAAAAUUGAAUUACUUAAUGGCUAAUAUCAGAUUUUAAAAUAUCAACAGCUCUCCUAUAUUGGUCUAAUCUUAAAUGAUAAUGUUAGUUAAUAGGUGACCAUUUUGUAACAGGGACUCUUGUCUAUACUGUUUCAACUAACAGGUCUUCUUUAAGAUCACAGGUUAUGCUCUCAACCACAAAGUAGCAUCUCAACAAGUUAUAGGAACUGUCAAAUGCAUCAUAUUAAGGUCAAACCAGAAAUGAUUUUGCUACUGAAACAAAUACAAUUUGUCUGAGUGAUGUUCUAUAAAUCAUUGUCCUCAUCAGUAAAAACUGACAAAGUAGAAAUGCAAAAUAUAGAUACAGUAGCUAUGUGAUCGGCCACUACUCUAUACAAUGGCUCUGUAGCACAUAUGGAAUGUGUGGAGUCUUUUAGCGUGAUUCAAAGUGAUUUUGAUUAUUGACGAAAAUCUGUUAUUCAUGACAACUUUGUUUAUCUAAUUGUUUGUGUGCCCGAUGUAUCCAAAUAAGCAUUUCAUUUUGACUACACUGAAACAUUUUAAUUAAAAGUGUGAGUUUGCUGAAGUGAACAAAUUGUUUUAUCAACAUGGAAGCAUACUAUAAUUUCAAUGUUUGAUUUGGUUAUAUGUGGAAAGUAACAAGAGCAUUUAUUCAAGACACUGGUAGAUGCAUCCAGGUCCAGAUGGAAAACAGCCUCUGCAGAGUCCCAGUUCACUUCACAAAGUUGGUUGUUCAAUGUUGACAGCGUGUGAGGUGGAGGAAAGGUGAUCUGUGGGCAUUCAAAUUGCCAGUAAAGGGUGACAAAGCUUUACAUACAUUACAUCACUGUUGUGAAGGUAAAUAUGGUGCAAAAUGUGAG
Messenger RNA from Etheostoma cragini (Arkansas darter), 2624 nucleotides. RefSeq lists its product as uncharacterized. The record is from RefSeq and is a predicted model, not a curated record. Lineage: Eukaryota; Metazoa; Chordata; Actinopteri; Perciformes; Percidae. The transcript is spliced from 3 exons. Bases 307 to 1698 code for a protein of 463 amino acids. Gene Ontology annotation, biological process: regulation of transcription by RNA polymerase II. Gene Ontology annotation, molecular function: DNA-binding transcription factor activity; RNA polymerase II cis-regulatory region sequence-specific DNA binding.